AUGCUAAAUGGUGGACCUAAUGGCUUCUUCUCUGUGGGUAGAGGGUUAAGACAAGGAGACCCUCUCUGUCCUAUACUUUUUGUCCUAAUGGAAGAUGUCCUGAGUAGAAAUAUAUCCAAAUUGGUGACAGAAGGAAAAAUCAGUCCAAUAGUAAUAAGGAAUGGGAUCCAUCCAACCCAUAUGUUCUUUGCAGAUGAUGUUUUUAUAUUUUGUAAUGGAGCAAAGAAGAACAUUAUGAAUUUGAUGAAGCUUCUAGAAGAGUACCAGAAAAUCUCAGGUCAAGUAAUUAACAAAAGCAAAAGCAAGCUCUUUGUAGAUGGCACAACUACUGCAAGUAUAAUGCAAAUUAAAGAAAUGGUACAAAUUGAAGUAAUUACUCUACCUGAUAAAUACUUAGGAGUAAUUUUGCAAUCUGGUGGAGUCAAAAUUUCAACAAUUUGGCCAAUGGUGGAGAUAAUACAGAAGAAAUUAGCUGUUUCCAAAGGAAAAUUGUUGUCAUUCAAUGAUGGAUUGGAGAAUAUUAGAUGGUGCAUUGGUGAUGGACAGAUGAUAUCCAUUUGGUUUGAUUCAUGGAUUGGAAAUUCACCCUUAAUAGAAGAAGUUGGCUACAAUGCAUAUGUUAAAGCUAAUAUCAACAUGAAAGUGUCAGAUCUGAUUACAAAAGGAAAAUGGUGUAUACCGGAGCAGAUGAAACAAAUGAUUUCCACCUACACUCUUCCAGAAAUUGGUAUCGGAGAAGAUAAGAUAAUAUGGAAAAGAGAGAUAAAGGGUAACUUCACAGUACCAAAUUCUCUUGAUGCAGUGUGGAGCAAUGCAAAAGGAAAGAGUCCUUUUUUCAGAGAAUGUUGGAUUAUUGCUGCCUGUGCAACUCUAAAAGAUCUUUGGUUUCAAAAGAACAAUAUGCUCUUUGAUCAAGUCAAACCUAAUUUUCAAAGCUUUAAGAGCAGAAUCAAGAAAACAGUAUAUGAAAGAGGUUUCACAAUAAAAAACAGCAUGUGGAAUAAUGACAAUGAUAAUCAGGUAAUUCUAUUCUUUAAUCUGGAAAUUAAAUUUCAAUGUAUCAAACCUUGCUUCUGGAUUCCUCCAAAUGGCGGUUGUGUUAUGUUUUGCUGUGAUGGAGCAUCCAUUGGCAAUCCAGGAGCAGCUGGUUUUGGGGUUGUGGUAAGAGAUCACUUGAGUCAAGUCAUAGGAGUUAUUUCAGGGGGAAUUGGCAUUGCUACUAACUACAUAGCAGAAGUGUAUGCAUUCAUUGAUGCAGUUGAAUUAGUUGUUGAAUGGAAGUUACGGAUAAUAAUUCUUAACUCAGAUUCCAAAACAGUUAUAUCAGAAGUUGCAGAAAACAAAAUUCCAUGGUUUGUAAGAAUGAGAUGGCUAAAGGAAGUAAGUAAAAUUCAGUCAAUAUCAUUCUGGCACAGCUUAAGAGAAUUUAAUUUUGCAGCAGAUACAGCUGCAAAAAGAGGCACUAAAUUGGCAGCAGGUCAUAAGCAAAUAUUAUAUGGAAGACCAAGUUUCUUAGCUAGAAUAGAAUUACCAAAUGUUGAAUAUUGUAGGUUCUGCUAG
Papaver somniferum (opium poppy) is the source of this 1560-nucleotide messenger RNA. RefSeq lists its product as uncharacterized. The record is from RefSeq and is a predicted model, not a curated record. The transcript is spliced from 3 exons. The coding region runs from base 1 to 1560 and encodes 519 amino acids. Gene Ontology annotation, molecular function: RNA-DNA hybrid ribonuclease activity; nucleic acid binding. Lineage: Eukaryota; Viridiplantae; Streptophyta; Magnoliopsida; Ranunculales; Papaveraceae.